Pan troglodytes (chimpanzee) is the source of this 2870-nucleotide messenger RNA. RefSeq names its product spermatogenesis associated serine rich 2 like (gene SPATS2L). NCBI's taxonomy places the organism in Eukaryota, Metazoa, Chordata, Mammalia, Primates, Hominidae. Gene Ontology annotation, cellular component: cytoplasm. The record is from RefSeq and is a predicted model, not a curated record. Bases 695 to 2371 code for a protein of 558 amino acids. The transcript is spliced from 15 exons. Gene Ontology annotation, molecular function: protein binding.
GGGAGACGGGGCUGUCGUAGGAUGCGCUCCCGCUGGACGCCGGCGCACUCUGAAUAUCAUGCUGCCGCACACGCGGGGCUGAAGGGCCGAGUCUUCACCUGCGCGGGGAUGCGGCGGAAGCGUCGCGUCUUCGCGAGUGGAGGUUUCGUGUUCCCGCGGGGUUGGUGUGUUUUUGAACUUCACGAGCUUCUCAUCCCCCCCGCAAUCCUGGUUUUAGCAGAUGUCGGGGUUUUGGAGACCUGACACUUUUCGUGAAAGAUUCUUUCUGGAGCCCCCUAAUGAAAGUCUUCAGUAAAUAGUUUUUCUGCAUGCACUGAUUUUCCUGAGGCCAUUGUGGAGAGAGGUAUCUGUGGGCUUGUGAAGCUGCUCUGCCACACCAGUAAGGAUCAGGGAAAGAAAAUACUUAGGCCACACCGUUGCAGUCUUUGAUUGCAUGCCAGUCUGAAGCAUUUUAUGGACCCGUUUUGCCAUAGCUCUUCAGAACCCAGGCUGCUUUCAGGAACAUUGCUGUGGAUUCCCAGUUCAAGCAAAGUGAUGUAAUACCCAAGAACAGGAAAGUAAACCUAAGAGCAUUAAUGGGUUUCAGAGAAACGAAAGUGAAACUUUAUUACUGCCUACACAAUCAAACAGGAGGGAGAAAGGAGACAAGCAAGUCAGAAAGCGAUUUGAUAGGGCCUAUUCCACUAGAAGCAAGAUGGCUGAACUCAAUACUCAUGUGAAUGUCAAGGAAAAGAUCUAUGCAGUUAGAUCAGUUGUUCCCAACAAAAGCAAUAAUGAAAUAGUCCUGGUGCUCCAACAGUUUGAUUUUAAUGUGGAUAAAGCCGUGCAAGCCUUUGUGGAUGGCAGUGCAAUUCAAGUUCUAAAAGAAUGGAAUAUGACAGGAAAAAAGAAGAACAAUAAAAGAAAAAGAAGCAAGUCCAAGCAGCAUCAAGGCAACAAAGAUGCUAAAGACAAGGUGGAGAGGCCUGAGGCAGGGCCCCUGCAGCCGCAGCCACCACAGAUUCAAAACGGCCCCAUGAAUGGCUGCGAGAAGGACAGCUCGUCCACAGAUUCUGCUAACGAAAAACCAGCCCUUAUCCCUCGUGAGAAAAAGAUCUCAAUACUUGAGGAACCUUCAAAGGCACUUCGUGGGGUCACAGAAGACAACAGACUACUGCAACAGAAACUAUCCUUAGAUGGGAACCCCAAACCUAUACAUGGAACAACAGAGAGGUCAGAUGGCCUACAGUGGUCAGCUGAGCAGCCUUGUAACCCAAGCAAGCCUAAGGCAAAAACAUCUCCUGUUAAGUCCAAUACCCCUGCAGCUCAUCUUGAAAUAAAGCCAGAUGAGUUGGCAAAGAAAAGAGGCCCAAAUAUUGAGAAAUCAGUGAAGGAUUUGCAACGCUGCACCGUUUCUCUAACUAGAUAUCGCGUCAUGAUUAAGGAAGAAGUGGAUAGUUCCGUGAAGAAGAUCAAAGCUGCCUUUGCUGAAUUACACAACUGCAUCAUUGACAAAGAAGUUUCAUUAAUGGCAGAAAUGGAUAAAGUUAAAGAAGAAGCCAUGGAAAUCCUGACUGCUCGUCAGAAGAAAGCAGAAGAACUAAAGAGACUCACUGACCUUGCCAGUCAGAUGGCAGAGAUGCAGCUGGCCGAACUCAGGGCAGAAAUUAAGCACUUUGUCAGCGAGCGUAAAUAUGACGAGGAGCUCGGGAAAGCUGCCCGGUUUUCCUGUGACAUCGAACAGCUGAAGGCCCAAAUCAUGCUCUGCGGAGAAAUUACACAUCCAAAGAACAACUAUUCCUCAAGAACUCCCUGCAGCUCCCUGCUGCCUCUGCUGAAUGCGCACGCAGCAACCUCUGGGAAACAGAGUAACUUUUCCCGAAAAUCAUCCACUCACAAUAAGCCCUCUGAAGGCAAAGCGGCAAACCCCAAAAUGGUGAGCAGUCUCCCCAGCACCGCCGACCCCUCUCACCAGACCAUGCCGGCCAACAAGCAGAACGGAUCUUCUAACCAAAGACGGAGAUUUAAUCCACAGUAUCAUAACAACAGGCUAAAUGGGCCUGCCAAGUCGCAGGGCAGUGGGAAUGAAGCCGAGCCACUGGGAAAGGGCAACAGCCGCCACGAACACAGAAGACAGCCGCACAACGGCUUCCGGCCCAAAAACAAAGGCGGUGCCAAAAAUCAAGAGGCUUCCUUGGGGAUGAAGACCCCCGAGGCCCCGGCCCAUUCUGAAAAGCCCCGGCGAAGGCAGCACGCUGCAGACACCUCGGAGGCCAGGCCCUUCCGGGGUAGUGUCGGUAGGGUUUCACAGUGCAAUCUCUGCCCCACGAGAAUAGAAGUUUCCACAGAUGCAGCAGUUCUCUCAGUCCCGGCUGUGACGUUGGUGGCCUGAGCUAGGAGGAAAAAGAGCAGUUUUCACUCAGUUUUGGUUCCCUGCCCGAGGUGCUGACCCAAUUCGCUGCCAAAAGAGUGUCAAUCAGAAUAUACAAAUCCCGUAUGGUUGUGUCAUCCUCUCUUAAUCAUUUUUACUAAUUCUAAUAAUCAGCUCUAGCUUGCUUCAUAAUUUUCAUGGCUUUGCUUGAUCUGUUGAUGCUUUCUCUUAUCAAGACUUUGCAGCAUUUUAGCCAGGCAGUAUUUACUCAUUAUUAGGAAAAUCAAGAUGUGGCUGAAGAUCAGAGGCUCAGUUAGCAACCUAUGUUGUAGCAGUGAUGUCAGUCCAUUGAUUGUCUUUAGAGAGUUAAUGUUACAAAAAAGAAUUCUUAAUAAUCAGACAAACAUGAUCUGCUGAGGACACAUGCGCUUUUGUAGAAUUUAACAUCUGGUGUUUUUCUGAAAAAAUAUAUAUACAUAUAUUGCUUUAUUUGAAACAAAUUAAAAUAUGCUGCAUUUGA